Glycine soja is the source of this 1871-nucleotide messenger RNA. RefSeq lists its product as uncharacterized. Bases 82 to 1539 code for a protein of 485 amino acids. The record is from RefSeq and is a predicted model, not a curated record. The transcript is spliced from 7 exons. Lineage: Eukaryota; Viridiplantae; Streptophyta; Magnoliopsida; Fabales; Fabaceae.
GCGUCUAUUCUGAUUUCAGUUCCCACCAUCAAAAUCGUUUCACUUUCACAGUACCCUAGCAACACUUACUCGCCAUUGGGGAUGGAGCCAACUGGGCCAGAUAGUUUUGUGAAGAAAGGUGAAAAUUCAGCUGAAAAGGUCUCAGAACUGAGUUUAGAAAAGGGGGAAGAAGUAGCUAAGGCAUCUCAUGAAUCUCUGGUUUCUGAUGCCAAAUGGGUAUGUGAAAGCCCCAAAGCUGGCGUCUCUUCAACAGCUUCAGGAUGGCCUUCCUUUAAUGACAUCAAAGCACCUCCUCUCACUUAUUCUCUAUCUGCAGAAGAGAAAGCAACUGUGGCAGUGCUGCAAUUGCAGCACAAAGCAUUAGAAGCUUGCCAGAAGUUCUUAGUCGGGGAUGCUGGUUCUGAUGGUGACGAAGAUGACAAAGAUGAUGAGGAUGAAGACGAAUUGGUAGAUGAUUAUGAUUCUAAAGAAUGUGAGGAGUACAAGUUCUUUGAAAAAGUGUUUGCAGAAGAUGGUGACUUGAGGAGAUAUUAUGAGAGCAAUCAUAAGGAAGGGGAUUUUCAUUGUUUGGUUUGUGGAGGUAUAGGGAAGAAAGUAUGGAAGAGGUUUAAGAAUUGUAAGACACUAAUUCAUCACUCCACUGCCAUACUAAGGACAAAAAGGAAGAGAGCUCACAGGGCCUAUGCGCAGGUCAUCUGCAAAGUUGUUGGUUGGGACAUUGAUCAAUUGCCAGCUAUUGUAUUAAAGGAUUUGGAUUCCUCCUUGACAGGUUCAAGGAAGCUUUUGGGUUGUGAGAAAGAAAGUGUGAGUCUAGACGGAAAGGUCUUGGAACCAAGUUCAGAAAAUGGAGGAGAAAUAGUUAAGGAAUCUCAUGAAUCUCUGGUUUCUGAGUGGGAAAGUGAAAGCCCCAAGGCUGGUUUUUCUUCUACAGCUUCAGGAUGGCCUUCCUUUGAUGACAUCAAAUCAUCUUCUCUCACUUAUUCUCUAUCAGCAGAAGAGAAAGCAACUGUGGCAGUGCUGCAAUUGCAGCACAGAGCAUUAGAAGCUUGCCAGAAGUUCUUAGUUGGGGAUGCUGGUUCUGACAGUGACAAAGAUGAUGAGGAGGCGGAGGAUGAAGAUGAGCUGGUAGAUAAUGAUUCUGAAGAAUCUGAGGAGUAUAAGUUCUUUGAAAAAGUGUUUGCAGAAGAUGGUGACCUUAGGAGAUAUUAUGAGAACAAUCACAAGGAAGGAGAUUUUUAUUGUUUGGUUUGUGGGGGUAUUGGGAAGAAGGUAUGGAAGAGGUUUAAGGAUUGUAUUGGACUAAUUCAGCACUCCACUGCCAUAUUAAGGACAAGAAGGAAGCGAGCUCACAGAGCCUAUGCACAAGUCAUCUGCAAAGUUGUAGGUUGGGAUAUCGAUCAAAUGCCAGCUAUUGUGUUAAAGGAUUUGGAUUCCUCAUUGGCUGGUUCAAGGAAGCUUUUUGUUGAACCCAAAAAUCCUGCUGCGGGUUGUACUGAUGAUACAAAUUCAAAUGGUGAAGCUACUAAUUCUACUGAUUAAUCAUACUGAUGAUUAGGAUGUUCUUCAGGAAAGUGUAGCCAAUGUGAAUAGCACUUUGUUAAUAUGGUUUGUUGGGAGGCUCAUGUACUUGUUGAUGAUGUGGAGACUUGUUAGUUGUGAUAGGGUUUAUAUCUUGUGUCCUGUGAAUUUCUCUCCUGCACUAGCGGAUAGUUUUGUAAAUCCUUCAAUUGCAAGUCUUGCGCACCCAAAAUUUGAUGGCUAACUUGCAAGUAGUUGAUUCACAUUUGUGUUACCUUUUAAAAUUGUAUGUUUUGUCUACAGAAAUUUCGUUGAAUAUGGAGCAUUGCAAUGAAUUGGGUCGUGUGUCUAAA